AAUAUGGAGCGGUGGGGAUAAAUUAAACGAUGCAGGAGGUCGCACACGAGUUCACGGGUUAGUCAUCUACAAGUACUCGGGUUAAAUUGAGGGAACGGAGCGCAGUUGCAGUCGACGUACAUUUGGUACGCUUGACGCGCGCGCGGUUAUUCCGGGAGGGACGUUUGGUGUCAUCGUCUUCCACGAGGAAAACAAGGAAAGCGAAACAUGCUCAAACGUUCGGUGCAUAACGCGUUGCGGUGUUGUACGUUUUGGUUCGUGUUGUGUAUCGUUCUUGCGGACAAAAGUGGUGAAGUUGACGGACAGGAUAAUGAAAAUGUCGGUGGUGGUAAUCUUGCCACGCGGAUGCGAGCGAUCAGCGAAGAUUUGGAUCGACAACUGCAGGAUGUUAUGGCCUCGCAGGCAAUUAACUUUACCAUGGUGAAUACAACGGGAUUGCCGUACAAUGCAACUACCAAAUUCAAUCCUAAGGGUAUGGGACAGCUGUACAACGUUACGAAUAAAUUCAUCGAUUUCGUCCAAUCCAAACAGGCUAUUCCCGAAGGAAUAAUAACGGUGCAGGAUCGACAACUGCGAUUCGCUGAUCCGGCCAAAGAAUGGCAAAUCAUAGUGACGCAUUACAUGGGACUGACCGGUCUCGCAGCGACGGGUCUCUUGAUAGCGAUUAUUCUACCGUGCGUCGGAUUAUUCUUCUGCUGCUGUCGAUGCGCCGGACAAUGCGGGGCCCGGAGUCAACCUUUCGACAAAAAACAUGAUCACUGCCGAAAAGUCAUGCUGAGCGUCCUUCUCAUCGGUGUUGCGACCAUAAUAUUAUUUGGUGUCGUGUGCGCAUUCGUGACGAACGAGUACAUGCAAGAGGGUAUCGAGGAAUUUCCUGAUCAAACGAGAACGAAUUUGGAAGACCUGGAGCUGUACAUGACGAUUACGAAAUUGGAAAUCAAUAACUUAUUGAGGACGAAUUACGCUGAGCUCGAAACAACGUUGAACAACAUACUUCAAGCUAGUGGAAAAAUAGUUACAGAAGAAUUGGCGAUAUAUUCGCACGCCGAAUCAUUGACGAAUUUGAAUGACAUCGUCUCCGGCCUUGACAUCAUUCGCGGGGAUCUGCAAAUGAUGAACAAAAUAACGCAAGAUUUGAGAACGAACGCUAGUCAACUCGAUAUAGUUGUCCGAGGCGUGAAGAAGGAAUUGCUGUACACGUUGUCAGAAUGCAAAACACAUGCUUGUGCACAAGUUUUGCAAGAAUACAAAAUAAAUCAGAUGUCUGUACAAGUAGAAUUCGAUAAGUACUUGGAUCGAUACUUUCCAAAGUUACCCGAACUCAAGCCUUCAUUGCACAAUAUCACCUUGCUGAUGGAAAGUGAUAUUGUUUCGGAAGUCAGCCAAGGCAGAGAAUCGUUCCUCAGGAUUCAAAAAGACAUUCAACACGCCGUGAAUCAAACAAUCCCAGUCGUGAGCUCGUGCAUACGGAAAGCCGGAGCUGCAUUGGCGAAAGUUGCGUUCAACGUGACGUCACUAAUCGACAGAAUAAAUCGCGACUUCAAGGGAGUUUACAGACCCCAUCUUCGCAUUGCCAAAGAUCACAUCGAGCAGUAUUCUCUAUACAGAUACUAUCUGGGUCUUGCCGUAUCCGGUGUGCUGCUGACUGUGUUGAUGUGUUUGACUUUUGGCCUACUUUGUGGUAUUUGCGGCAAACGUCCUGACGGUUACGGCGACGAUUGUUGCAACAAAGGUGCUGGAGCCCGAUUCCUUAUGAUGGCUGUUUGGGUUAUAUUUCUUUUCACGAGUAUUUUAAUGGUCGUGACGGUGACUCAUAUGGUAACGGGAGCAGUCGCACAACGUGGAAUUUGUGAGCCGCUACAAAAUCCGAAAGACAAUCGAAUAUUCACAUUGGCGGACAAAUGGGUGCAGAUAAAAAAGCUGCUAUAUCCUGACCAUCCCGAGGCGGACAUCAACAUGAAUUGGAUAGUAUCCACUUGCCAUCGAAAUGAGUCCUUGUACAAGGUGCUGAAACUCGAGUACAUCAUGGAUUUGGAUUCGCUGAGAAAAUACGCCGAGAAGUAUUCGAUAAGUAGCACAAUUGACCAACUACGAAAAAUGAUUAAUUUAUCACCGGGCGUUGUGAUACUCAGCGAAAGUGCAAUGCUAAAGCUCAACGAUUUGGCACAAAGCGGUCUUAGUGAUAUUAAAUUUUAUCAAUACGCUGAACUGCUCAAGGACAACAUAACGAAUAUUAAUUUAAAACAAUUAGCCGAAAAACUUCGUGACAUAUCCCACAAACUUCCCAGUAGUCAAGAAUCCAUCAGGGAUAGUCUUUUGAAGAACGCUCAUGACUUGGAACAUUAUCACAAAGACUUAGUUAUGCCUAUGGCUGCUCUGAGUGAAGAACUCUCCGAUAGUGCAUUGAUACUCCAAGAUCACAUUAAAUUUAAUCACGAGUCGAUGGCUGACGCGAUACAUAGCUUGGUCAACGAGGUUAUUACUGCUCAACAAUUCCUCAACGAAGCUGGACCGGAAUACGUUCAACACUUAGCAACGAAAUUUGGAGACGCUCUGAUUCAGCGAGUGAACGAAUUUUUGGAGCAUCUAAUAAAAAGUAUUAGAGAUCAAAUUGGUCGAUGUGGCCCUGUCUCGAACGCGUACAAUGCCACACUCGUUGCCGGCUGCAAGAGAGUCUUGGAUCCGUUUAAUGGUUUUUGGGCGAGUGUCGGGUGGUGCUUGAUUCUCUUCCUACCUACGAUAGUGCUGUGCGUCAAAUUGGGAUCUCUUUACCAAAAGUCCGAUCCGUAUCCCGGUCCUCUUGUCGAAUCUGAAUAUUUAUAUGACGCGUACGCAGACAGGGAUAACAUACCUCUUGCUCAAGUCCAUGACAAGAAAUACGUAUCGCAGACGAGGCAACACACGAACGCAUUCGUAGAAAAUUACGACGGUCCUGCGAGUAGUUAUAGCGGAACUGAGAGGAUAGCCGAAGUCUAUCAAGGCUCAUCCCAACACGAUCCAAGAUAUUCGGAGCACGAACCCAAAACUUGGGUCUACCCCAACGGUGGUCCACCCAGAUAUGCGCCACCGGUUGCAGCUCCGCCGUUAAGCACGGAAUACGAACGUCCACCGCCCUAUUACUUCCCAGGGCCUGGGGUCAGAGAUUAGGAGAAAAGUGCCGUGGCAUACACAAAAGCAGCAUUGAGCAGCGCAGCAAACCACACAUUUACCCGUAGUUACAAAAGACGGAUGACGAAUAACAUAAGAUCUGGAAUGAAACGAGGAGAAUACGUGUGAAUUUGGAGUUGGAAGGUGUGCCACGGAUUAUAAUAAGUGUAUCAAAGGCCAAGACAGGACAGACUGAAAAAAUAGGCUUAAGACGAAGAAAAACGAGGGCAAAGCUGGAAAAAUGAUUUCCACGUUGCCGGAAAUUGGUUGAUGAAUAAUACUCGAUUAUCGAUUUAAAUUUAUAAAAAAUGCCCGUGAAAUGGUAAUAAUUGUAUUCAAAGAUUCCAAUCAUCUGCAACUUCUAUUACUGCCUUUUUCAACGGACAAAACUGACUAUUCUCGUCUCGAGUUAUUACAAGACUUAUUUGAAUAUUUCACUUGACAGAAAACACAUGAGAAAUCUCGCUGUCCUAUGAGACUUCCAGGUUUUUUCAGAACGUUUUCAUUAUGGCAUCUAACAAAUCAGAAUCAUACAAUUGUUACCCACAAAAAAUUAACUAUCGUUGAAAAAAAUAAAUCUUUUUCUAUACGAUUUUUUCAAUUCGAUUCGUUGAAUAAAUCAUCUUUUUUAUUCAAUUUUUUCCCAUUGUAAUCCGUUUUAUUACGGUGUCCCGUAUAUCUUUACCAUUACAUUAUAUGCAUAUUAUACAAGUGUAGGUAAUUAAUUCGUAAUAGGUAUCGCCAUCGUCACAAUAGACUCGAAUAUCCACCGUCUUCUAUCCAUAUAAUUGAAGAGCAAAUAACUUAUGCCGAUUAACAAAUCGUUUUGCAUUGUGCAAAGCCAUACAUUAGUGAAACUCUUCAAUCUGACGAAUACGAAAGAUACAAUAUGGCGUAUAUUAUGCCAAUUUACCCAGCUUGGGGUCUUUGUUCUCCGAUUUUCUGAAAAUCGUGGCCAUAAGUAGAAAGACCGUGCAUACUUUUCGUUUUUGAAAUACCUUUAUCUUUAUUCUCAUUCGUGAACGACAGAAAUAUAUUUGAGAGAUAAAAUUUCAAGAAAAAGAAUAUUUUCGAGCGAAAGGUUGGAAAAAAAAAAUAACUAUGUCUAUUUACGUCUCAUACUGCCGUUUAACAUAACGAAACUUGAAACUUCAUCAAUUUAUGCGUGAAGAAUUUAACCCCAAGUUUGUGACGUAGGUCUCGAAUUUUUAACUAGAUUGGAUUAUUUUCUUAUUAAUGAUUGUAAAGCUCAAUAAUUCGUUCUCUGAAUUUGAAAAAUUCUAGCGAACCUCGUUAAUAUCAGUUCAAAAUACAUCUCCGUGAAAACAAUUAACUAUGAAAAUUUUGUUGUGCUUUCGUGUUAAUAUUUUACGGUACGGUGAAUUCGAAUGCGAUGUUUGCUCUGCGAGUUAAACAUGUGACAUUAAAUUCGGAUCCCGAAAUCUGAAAAUAAGCGUUUUUAUUAGAAUAUCGUUGCAUUUAGAGGAGAAAAAACUGCAUUUUCUCGCACGAUCAAUGUUUUUUCGUUUGAUUGUGACGACGGUUUAAAAAAGGGUCGUGAAAUGAGAAAUUUGUACGAAAAACAAAAAAUUAAGCCAUGAUCUUAAUUCAUUUUCUUAAUAACAAAAUUAUUUUUAUUAAUGUGGUGAAUAUUUGUUAGCAAUCGCGACAUUAUUUUUAUUGGCAGUGUGCAUUUUUCAAAAUCUUUAUUUUCGUAAUACGCUACAAAUUUUUAGACCAAGGAAUAGUGAUAAAGGAACGAACAAAAAUUACAGCUCUGACACGGGAGGGAUAGAAUUUUUUCUUAUGGAGUUGUGAAUGUCAAAAUGUGUUGUUAAUGUUCACCUACAGCAUUUCUGCACAGAUUUUGAAUCGAAAUCGUGAAAGGCCUGAAAACCCUCCCUUGUUGGAUCGAGGCCGACAGCAAAAUAAAAAUCAGGGACGUGAAAUCUGGUAUAAUCCCUGAUUAUGAUAUUGAAACCGAACGCCCCGUGUGUCCUCGCGCGAGUGUGUGUGUACAUAUGUAUAUGCGGAAUAAAAUCAGAAUGAAUUGCGCAGACCACGGGUGGUAAUUUAAUUAUUCUCCAGUUAUUUUCACCUCAAAGCUUAAUGCUGUAUUAUACAUUGAUAUGUAAAUCCACAAAAUAUUGUCUAUUACAGGUGAAAUAAAAUUUUGUAUGAAAAACGUU
Messenger RNA from Venturia canescens, 5336 nucleotides. Its product is annotated as prominin-like protein. The transcript is spliced from 15 exons. NCBI's taxonomy places the organism in Eukaryota, Metazoa, Arthropoda, Insecta, Hymenoptera, Ichneumonidae. The record is from RefSeq and is a predicted model, not a curated record. Gene Ontology annotation, cellular component: membrane. Bases 208 to 3147 code for a protein of 979 amino acids.